This is a messenger RNA of Trypanosoma conorhini, 693 nucleotides long. Its product is annotated as putative GTPase. The transcript has a single exon. The annotation marks the transcript as partial. The record is from RefSeq and is a predicted model, not a curated record. Gene Ontology annotation, cellular component: nucleolus. Lineage: Eukaryota; Euglenozoa; Kinetoplastea; Trypanosomatida; Trypanosomatidae.
AUGGGCAAACCUGGGAAAAAGGCUGGAAAGGGGUUGCUCCCGCCUACCAAUGUGAAUCGUCGUGUCGAUGCCAACAAAACCAGCUUGCGUGAUCAGCGGACCAUUAAACGCUUAAAAAUGUACAAAUCCAAGAUUGUACGCGAUGACAAGGGUCAUAUUGUAAAGGGGAGUGUCUUAAAGGCCUCGGACCGCAUUGAGCAACAAAUGGUUCGUGUUGCACCUGAUCGUCGUUGGUUCGGUAACACCAGAGUUAUUGGUCAAGAAGCCCUGCAAACUUUUCGGAAGGAAAUGGGUGCAAAAUACAGGGAUCCUUACAGUAUUAUUAUUAAGCAAUCUAAACUUCCGUUAAGUCUUCUUGAGCCAAGCGGGGCGGAUGAGGGAUGUGUUCGUCAGCAGAUGGAGUGGAGCAAAACCUUUGGAGAUAAGGCUAAUCGAAAACGAGUUCGCCUAGAUUCCGUUGAUAUGGAGAGCUUUGCGAAGAGGGCCGUAUUAAAAGGCGAUGAGUACUCAACGGAGAAAAAAGGAGCGGAUCGUAAUCUUGUCAAUAAGGAAGAAACUCUGCGUGAUGAUCGUUCCAAAAAUCGGAUUUUGUUUACAAAAGGUCAAUCCAACCGUAUUUGGAAUGAGCUUUACAAAGUGAUUGAUAGUUCGGAUGUGGUCCUUUACGUAUUGGAUGCCCGGGAUCCACUAGGG